CACACGCGACCUGAGCAGACGACCCCGACCGCCCUUUCCACCCCUCUCUGCCAGCGCUGCUCCCACCCCGACAGCGACUCCGUGUGCACGAUACUCGACCACCACGCCCGCAAUGGCCCAAACACCCCAACAGCGCGCCGCCAACGCGCGCUACGCACGUCGCGAGGAGGGCAAGAUGGGCAAGCCCGUGGAGGAGCGGGUCAAGCGCACCAAGCAGGACUACAAGUCGCCCAUUAGCAAAGGAUGGAUAAUCGUCCUGGGCUUCGUGCUGGCCGGCGGUGCCAUCUUCGAGCUUCUCAAGCUGUUCUUCUAAAGAGACCGAGCGAGCGACUGCGCAUGACCAGGCGACUGGCCUGGUGGCUGAGCACUCACGAUCCCUGGCAGAAGCAGCACGAUCUAGACCAGGUGCAGGCAAUUGGUUGGAGGGGCGUUUACUUUCGAUAUCAAAGCUCUAGGGACAACGGCGUUCAUAGCGUGGGAUUAGCAUAUGCGCGUGACAGCUACCUGUCGCCGCCUACUUGGACUUCUUCACGUGUGCGUAGCACGGCGGCCGACACCGAAUGCAACACACUCAGUUCAAAUUCUGGCGCAGACGAGAAACUGUGAACAGCUCCGCUCUAGCACAGUUUGGUGCUCUCGAUGUUUUUUUUGGGUGCUAAUCUUCGACACAUGUUGUC
Messenger RNA from Paraphaeosphaeria sporulosa, 677 nucleotides. RefSeq lists its product as uncharacterized. NCBI's taxonomy places the organism in Eukaryota, Fungi, Ascomycota, Dothideomycetes, Pleosporales, Didymosphaeriaceae. Bases 113 to 313 code for a protein of 66 amino acids. Gene Ontology annotation, cellular component: endoplasmic reticulum. The record is from RefSeq and is a predicted model, not a curated record. The transcript has 3 exons.